AUGCCGCGCAGAUCCGGACCCCCGACUAAAAGGCGUCCAGCAUUCGUAGGGUCCACGCUGGUCAUUGCUUCGGGAAAAGGUGGGGUUGGCAAAUCCACAGUUGCUGUCAGCACCGCACUCAGUCUCGCCAAGCUAAGCCCGGGCAGUACAGGUUUGGGACGGAGCUUGCGCGUAGGCCUGCUCGACUUGGACAUCUUUGGGCCGAGUGUUCCAAAGCUCAUGGGGCUCGACAAAGCUGGCGAGCCAAGACUGAGCAAGAAUGGUCAGCUCGUGCCAUUGACCAAUCACGGGAUCCCCACAAUGUCCAUGGGCUACCUUUUGCCACCUUCGCCGGACACGGGCUCAGCAUCAGAUGCACCCAUCGUAUGGAGAGGUCUAAUGGUACAAAAGGCCACACAACAGCUGCUCUUCGAUGUAGACUGGAGGGGAGAGCAAGGCGGACCUGAAGCUGAGGAAGGCGCAGGCGGUGGCUCGGGGCUCGAUGUGCUCGUCAUAGACACUCCUCCUGGCACCGGAGAUGUCUUGCUCAGCCUUACUCAGCUAAUGAUCAUUGACUCUGUGGUGAUUGUGAGCACGCCGCAAGACGUUGCACUCAUAGAUGCACGAAGAGGGGUGCGGAUGUUCGAGAAGUGCGGCGUACAAGUUACUGGAAUGGCAUUGAACAUGUCACAUUUGGAAACCGGGAUGGCAAGCGCUGCUCCCCUCGAAGUGUUUGGAUCCUCCGCGUCUUUCGACAAGCUCGCACAGGAGCUCCAAGUACCCGUUCUUGGCAGAAUACCCAUCGAGUCCAGCAUCGCAUCGGGUGGUGAUAGAGGCCAGCCUGGAGUGCUGCAAAACCCUUCUCCCUCGGUCGAAUCACACGCAGCUGCUCCUUCAGCGCCGCGCGUCUUUGCUACGAUGGCGGAAGCCGUUUGGAGAGACAUCCAACGAAAGCGCAGCCUGGGCGGCGGUUGA
Messenger RNA from Ceraceosorus guamensis, 954 nucleotides. RefSeq names its product P-loop containing nucleoside triphosphate hydrolase protein. Gene Ontology annotation, molecular function: ATP-dependent FeS chaperone activity; ATP binding; 4 iron, 4 sulfur cluster binding. The record is from RefSeq and is a predicted model, not a curated record. NCBI's taxonomy places the organism in Eukaryota, Fungi, Basidiomycota, Exobasidiomycetes, Ceraceosorales, Ceraceosoraceae. Bases 1 to 954 code for a protein of 317 amino acids. The transcript has 3 exons. Gene Ontology annotation, biological process: iron-sulfur cluster assembly; mitochondrial respiratory chain complex I assembly. Gene Ontology annotation, cellular component: mitochondrion.